Messenger RNA from Mesitornis unicolor (brown roatelo), 741 nucleotides. It is a transcript of the gene PDCD1LG2, whose product is annotated as programmed cell death 1 ligand 2. Gene Ontology annotation, cellular component: external side of plasma membrane. The record is from RefSeq and is a predicted model, not a curated record. Lineage: Eukaryota; Metazoa; Chordata; Aves; Mesitornithiformes; Mesitornithidae. Gene Ontology annotation, biological process: negative regulation of T cell proliferation; positive regulation of T cell proliferation; cell surface receptor signaling pathway. Bases 1 to 741 code for a protein of 246 amino acids. The transcript has 3 exons.
AUGUUCCAGAUCCUCACAAUGCUGCUGCUGGAAAUGCAGCUUUAUGUGGUUUCAGCUUUAUUUACAGUUGAAGUUCCUCAACAGCUAUACGUUAUAGAGUAUGGGAGCAACGUGACCAUGGAAUGCAGAUUUCCUGUGAAUGGCUCAUUAAACCUAGGACUCCUGACGGUUGUUUGGGAGCAAAAAAGGAAGGACCAAUUGAAACCAAAAGAGGUGUACACCCUUCGCAAAGGCAGGGCAUUGCCUCCAUCCCAACAUCAUGAUUACACAGGAAGAGCAGCACUUCUGCACAGUGAACUGAAAAUGGGACGAGCUAUCCUUCAGAUCACCAGCGUGAAGAUCAGAGAUGCGGGAUCAUACCUGUGUCUCAUUGACUAUCAAGGUGUGGACUACAAGUACAUUACUUUGGAAGUAAAAGCAUCUUACCAGAGAAUAAAAACUCAAGUAAUGAAAAAAACAGGUGAAGACAAGUUUGUUUUUAUGUGUCAGUCAGAAGGCUUUCCUCUGGCAGAGGUUUUUUGGCAAAAUGAGAAGAACUCCAAUCUCAGUGGAUCUGUAAAUACCACCUAUACACUGACCACAGAUGGCCUCUACAAUGUCACCAGCAUUCUGACGUUAAAACCAAAUAUGAGUGAGAACUACAGCUGUGUGUUCUGGAAUAAAGAACUGAAUGAAGAAACUUCAGCUCACAUUUCCACUUUAGGUUUGUAUCAGCUUGAAUUUGUACAAGACAGAGAGUGA